ACCCUUAAUGAUCUAAAAAUUGCUUUCCUUCUUCCUACUGAUUACCUGGACCAGGUGUUUCAAUCAAUCCAAACAUGGAAUCACUCAUUUCAGCUUCAAUCACCAUCAAGCUAAAACAGGAAUAGUCAGAAAACAAGCAAGGUGGUCAAUCUCAGGAACAAGAAUUGGGCGAGCUUGCUCCGAAAGAUUAUUACAGAGCCAAUCGAGACAGAAACUCGGUGAAAGAUUGUAUCCUACCUGCAGUGAGCAGAUCAGCUUGUUAGUGUUCAGCCACUGGGAAAUGCAGAGCGGGAGAUUGCUGGGCAGUGGAGGUUGGAGCUCCAAUCAGCAGGUUUUUUUGAAGCUGAGGACUUGUGAUUACAGUUGAGACUGUCAAGCAGCCACCUGAGAACAAGAGGCUCAUAAAGAUUAACGACAUACCUCCAGCAGGACUGUAGAUUAAUGACUGCUGGGCACAGAUUGCCGCAGUGUGUGGUCACCAUCUUUACCAAGAAAAAAAAAAAGAUUUCUUCAGUCAUGACUUAGAUUUAAACCUGUUUUUUUUUCAGCUUUAUUGAGCUGUCAAAGCUUCUUUUGACAGCAUAGGUACACUAUGACAGAUUAAGUGGACAUUAACAAUAGAAAUCAUUUGGGGGAAAACCAUAAAAAAGCAGCUUUUAUGUCCUAACUGUGUGUCGCUUUUGGAAGUCGAGACAAAGCCCAGAAGACACUAAUUCAAGUAGUGAUGCUGAUGUAAAGGAACGCACAUCAGAGGUGAGGAUGGUGAGGGCAUGGGAGAACUAGAAGCUUUGGAGCCCAGAAGGCGGGACAUUGUCAGGGUAAAUUGAAAGAGAAGGAGUUAGAUGGAGAUUAGGUGCUAGAGGGACGACAAAAAUAAAAAAAAGUCAUUUGGGGAGAUAAAACUUGAUUUUUGUUUGGGGGUAUCCUUGAUUUAUCCAGCUAGACCGAGCAUGAAGUUGAUUAUAGAAAUGUUUUUUGUCUGUAUGUUGUAGUAAUUAAUAAUUUAAAAAAAAAGUGUAAUAGUGGUGUAAGAACAUAAUUAAAAAGUGACAGUACACAUGUGUGCAGAGGUUGAGAGUAUCUAGUAAAUGCAGCUUAAAUGCGAUGUUGACUGGCGUGAACUGAGCGAGGGGAUAGAGGGGGGUGGGUGCAGCGAGGCUCUGUGCAGAGAUGAAUACAGCUGUGCAGAGAGGCUGUGCAUGUUGCACAAACAGUAAAACAACCUGCAGCAGCAGCUCUCACAUCAAGAUCACACAUCUGUUCUUCCUUGUGGCUCAUUGACAACUGCAAGAAAAAAGAAAAAAAACUCAGGAAUCCCUGAAAAAGAGGUGACCGUUCUCUGCAGGAGGGGGACAUAGCAGGUGGAAGAUUUGGAAACAAAGGACAAGAAAAAAAAAAGGAGUGGAGGAAGAAAAUCAGAGGAGGAGUGCUGAGACGAAAGGAGGUGAUCCCAGCCUUCUGAUCCACAAUGUCUGCCCAGCUUCACCAGGUUCUUCUCCUCUGUCUGACCAUCACAAAAGGAUGGUGCAUGUUCCCCAACAACCAUUGGGGUGAAUGGAAUGACUCUCAGCUUCUACCGACAAUUCAGAAGCUUAUGAAGGGAUACAAUCGAUACCUCCGGCCUAAUUUUAAUGAGGGUCCCGUGGAAAUUGGAAUGAGCCUCGACAUUGCCAGCAUCGACGCCAUUUCUGAAAUCAAUAUGGACUACACGGCAACUAUCUUCCUCCGUCAGCGCUGGAGGGAUUCCAGGUUGGUGUUUCCCGGGAAUGAGAGUGUGAGCGUCGACGGGCGUCUGGUGUCCCUGCUCUGGAUCCCUGACACCUUCAUCCCAGACUCCAAGCGCUCCUUCCUGCAUGACGUCACUGUGGAAAACCGCCUCAUUCGGAUCUUUAGCAAUGGAACAGUCCUCUAUGCCUUGCGUAUCACUGCUACUAUUGCCUGUAACAUGGAUCUGACCAAAUAUCCCAUGGACAAACAGGAGUGCACGCUGCAGCUGGAGAGCUGGGGCUAUAACAUACAGGAUGUUGUGUUCUACUGGACCAGAGGGAAUGAUUCAGUGAAGGGUUUGGACACGCUGCGGCUGGCUCAGUACAGCGUCGAGAGCUACUAUACAUCAGUGUCAGAGGCCGUGUACGAGACAGGACAUUACCCCAAGCUGGUCCUGCAUUUUGCACUGCGUCGAAACGUCUUGUUCUUCAUCCUGGAGACGUAUGUUCCCUCCAUUCUGCUGGUGGUUCUGUCCUGGGUCUCUUUCUGGAUCAGCCAGUCCUCUGUACCGGCUCGGACCUGCAUUGGAGUGACAACAGUCCUGACGAUGACUACUCUGAUGAUGGGCGCCCGCACCUCCCUGCCCAACGCCAACUGCUUCAUAAAGGCCAUAGACGUUUAUUUGGGCAUCUGUUUCACCUUCAUCUUUGGCGCUCUCCUGGAGUACGCCUGUGCUCAUUUUUACACCAUGCAGCACCAAACCCUGGAAGAUCUCCACAGGGAGCUUCUGAGGGAGUUCUGCGAGUGGAACGGAAACGGCUCGAUCCCCAUCGUCGGGCCGAGCCAGCCGAACCAGUCAGCAGAGAUCGGCUCCACCGCAGAGGAGGCCACUGAGCAGUCAGUGAACAGUGACAUUAAGAAUCCUCCAGCAGCAAAAGAGAAAGUGCAGAGUCGGGGCUGCGGUCUGUCGUCUGUGAAGGAUGCGUCACGCAGAGCCGCUUCUGUCUUCAUCGUGGAAAAUCCGCACAAUAUCGAUAGUCACGCCCGCACCGUUUUUCCCACAGCUUUCCUGGUUGUCAAUAUCCUUUACUGGCUUUAUUAUCUCUUUCUCUGAGUUGGCUGUGGAAUAGUUAGAUUCAUCACCGGUUUAUCUUGGAUCAAAACCUUUUUUAGCAAACAGAUUGAUAAAAAGUUGCUGAAACCUAGUUCAGAACGGUUCUAAUAGUAAAAAGAAGCUGCUGUCUCUAUAUAUUUGCAUGUAGAAGUGAUGAUAAAGCCUUUGUUACCUGUUUACAAGUCCAAAAAGGAGCAGUGAACGUGUUCCUACCAGGCAGCUUGUGUGCUGUGCUGCAUUCAAAUGCCUUCAUUAAGUGACUCAUGUAGAUGUGCUCUUCUUUUCUUGCUUUGGCUGUAACACAU
Messenger RNA from Oryzias melastigma (Indian medaka), 3126 nucleotides. It is a transcript of the gene gabrp, whose product is annotated as gamma-aminobutyric acid type A receptor subunit pi. The coding region runs from base 1469 to 2821 and encodes 450 amino acids. NCBI's taxonomy places the organism in Eukaryota, Metazoa, Chordata, Actinopteri, Beloniformes, Adrianichthyidae. Gene Ontology annotation, cellular component: membrane; GABA-A receptor complex; neuron projection. The transcript is spliced from 10 exons. The record is from RefSeq and is a predicted model, not a curated record. Gene Ontology annotation, molecular function: neurotransmitter receptor activity; GABA-A receptor activity; extracellular ligand-gated monoatomic ion channel activity. Gene Ontology annotation, biological process: nervous system process; chemical synaptic transmission; monoatomic ion transmembrane transport.